Micropterus dolomieu (smallmouth bass) is the source of this 2116-nucleotide messenger RNA. RefSeq names its product gap junction protein beta 7 (gene gjb7). The record is from RefSeq and is a predicted model, not a curated record. The coding region runs from base 444 to 1451 and encodes 335 amino acids. Gene Ontology annotation, biological process: cell communication. Gene Ontology annotation, cellular component: connexin complex. NCBI's taxonomy places the organism in Eukaryota, Metazoa, Chordata, Actinopteri, Centrarchiformes, Centrarchidae. The transcript has 5 exons.
GAAAAUGUGGACUGGACUAACGGGGAGAGCCUGGAGACUGAAAACAGACUGAAUCACUUUAAUAUAAGAGCUGCUGAAGACUGGGACGUAGUUGAAAGCUCCAGAAAAGGCUAAUAAGUGGACCUUGACCUGAUAGGGCCAAAGAAUAAAGUUGCCUCCACGUCCAUAUUGCGAUCACCUCAUCCCUUUCACGCCUGGAAGCUGCCAGUACAACCACAGUCUGAUCUGCUGGCCACUGAGCAGCUACACUGAGCCGCUCAAUGGUUGGGGUUAAGGGCCUUGCUCAAGAGUGUCUUUUUAUAGAUUUAAAUCUUCAGGAGGAACCAAUGGGCUUGGAGCUGAGAGCCACAGACAGGAAGUCAGACAGACUGCUGAGACACAGACUGACAUGUUGCUGGUUUGGAUCUUUUUGAACAGAAGGAGCACUGCCAGAGCUCUACAAAAUGACCUCCAGUGGCUACUGGUGUGUGUGUUCUGACCAAACUGUCAGAAACAGACUCCAUGAGGGUCAUGAGGGCCCGAUUUCCUCCAGUGGGAUCUGUGUUCACAGCCCAGAACUUUGCAUCCCAGGCAUUCACCAGAGAACACCAGAAUUGGCAGGUUACUCAGAGAAGAUGAACUGGGGCUUUUUGGAGAAUGUCCUCAGUGGGGUGAACAAGUACUCCACUGUGGUUGGCCGCGUCUGGCUCUCUGUAGUCUUCCUCUUCAGGAUACUGGUGUAUGUGGCGGCGGCCGAGCAGGUGUGGAAGGACGAGCAGAAGGAUUUUGUGUGCAACACCCAGCAACCCGGCUGUGAGAACACCUGCUUCGACUACUUCUUCCCCAUCUCACAGUUGCGCCUCUGGGCUCUGCAGCUCAUCAUGGUGUCCACCCCGUCCCUUCUGGUGGCCCUACAUGUGGCCUACAGGGAGCACCGGGAGGCCAAACUCAAGCGAAAACUGUACGACGACAAAGGGAGCAUUGAUGGAGGUCUGUUCUGCACCUACAUCAUCAGCCUGGUCUUCAAGACAGCUUUUGAGGUGGGCUCCCUGCUUGCGUUCUACUUCCUGUACAAUGGCUUUGGGGUGCCCAUCUUGCUCCGCUGCAGCCAGAGUCCCUGUCCCAACACGGUGGACUGUUACAUUGCCAGAGCCACAGAGAAGAAGAUCUUUCUCUACAUCAUGGGCUGCACCUCCAUUCUGUGUAUUGCUCUCAAUUUUGUGGAGCUCGUGUACAUUGUAUGGAAGCAGCUGUUGAAAUAUUUCACCAAGCGGUACAUCCCGGUGGAAAAGAAGGCUUACAGCCGCUGCCAGUCCCCUGUUUCUAAUGUCAACAAGCUUGUCUGCACUGAGCACACAGUAAACACAGAGGACAGCAGCACACAGCCACUAUUCCAUGCUGAAACCUGCCAGUCCAGUCCCACAGGGCUGGAUGGAGCACAUUCUCCACCUCAAAGUGAAACAAAAAGCUAACACAGUUGAAUGGUACAGAUGGCAUACAUUGAGAAAGGCUGAGCUGUCAUUUCAUUUAUCAGUGUGAACUGAUAUUAAACCAGUCCAAACACUAAUGAAAGACGGGCCAUUACACUUUGACUUGUCUGGAUGAAACCUCCAGUUUAGGAGCAACCUUUCUAUCUGAAGAGCCACUUUCGGCCAGAAAGAAAAAAAUAAACUUCUUUGGAGCCGUAAAAAUUUUUUUUAGCCCUUUAAAUGCAGUUACCAUAGCCUAUUAGUCUAAAUGAUCUUAUCAACACUAACAGGUCUAAACUACUAUUCAUUCACGUUUUACCACAAGGUGGCUGCAGUGGGCCUCUAGGCUAUUUAUGAUUAUUUGGCUACUUUAUUAACUUUGCAUUUCUAAUGCAAUGUUUUGGUGCAUUUAUGAAAACAUACAAGUACAGCAGAUCAAAACAUUCUGGUAAGCCAGCAGUAGUGGUGGUGAAAGCAAACAAAUCUAUCCACGCACUAAUCCCCUGAGAUUUUUCUUUUUUGGAUUUUGAUUUGGAUCCACAGCUUAGGAGAGCAGCUACCCACUCAGGACUCUGCUACUGAGUUUAGCAGCAGGAUGUGGCAUGAUGACAAAGUGUUUUACAUUUUUUAUUUGAUGUAUAUGCUACAUGUUUUUACAGUUGAAUACU